Salvia hispanica is the source of this 1265-nucleotide messenger RNA. RefSeq lists its product as uncharacterized. The record is from RefSeq and is a predicted model, not a curated record. Gene Ontology annotation, molecular function: polysaccharide binding. NCBI's taxonomy places the organism in Eukaryota, Viridiplantae, Streptophyta, Magnoliopsida, Lamiales, Lamiaceae.
UAAAGCAAACCGAAAACAAGACACAAAGUUCCGCCAAAUCUUACCAAACUAACACCCAAAACCCAUAAACAAUUCAUUCAAGAUUCCUCCAACACAACAAGCAAAGAAUCAUCACCUCAUCACACUCACACCUCAAACCCUUUUUUCAAGAACCAUCACUCUCAUCCCUCAUUCACUAAACUCCCACUUUCAACAAUGACUCUUUCCUUACCCAUCCUAUUACUCUCUCUCCAUCUACUCCCCUUCUUAGCCCACACCUCCAACCUCACCAACACCUGCAGAUCCUUCUGCGGCAACCUCACCAUCGACUACCCUUUCGCGGUCCAGCCGGGCUGCGGCCACCCCGGCUUCCGGGACCUCCUCUUCUGCAUAAACGACGUCGCCAUGCUCCACAUCACCUCGGGCUCGUACCGCGUCCUCGACAUCGACUACGCCUACGGGUCCCUCGUCCUGCACGACCCCCACAUGUCGACGUGCGACUCGAUCGUGCUGGGUCGCCGCGGAAACGGCUUCGCAGUCGAGCCCUGGCGGGCCCCGCACCUCAGCCCGAGCCCGGACAACGUGUUCAUGCUGCUCGGCUGCUCAUCCGAAUCGCCCCUCUUCCAAGGCUUCCCGGGAAAGCACAUGCCAUGCAGAAAUGUUUCGGGCCUUGGGUGCGACGAGUACUACAACUGCCCGGCCUGGGACAUAAUUAGUCCGAGACGGGCUGGGCCGGUAUAUGGGUCCGGGCCUCCCGACUGCUGCUCGAUGCCGUAUGAGAGUGUGAAGAGUGUGAACCUUUCCAGGCUGGACUGCCAGGGAUACAGCAGUGCUUACAGCGUGGCGCCGUUGAAAGUGAGCGGGCCGGGCCAGUGGGCUUACGGGAUUCAAGUUCGGUAUUCUGUUCAAGGGAGUGAGGUGCUGUGCCGGGCCUGUGAAGCUACUGGUGGAUCGUGUGGUUAUGAUGUUGAUAAACACAUUGAUUUGUGCAUGUGUGGGAGCUGGAAUUCUACUUCCACUUGUGAUUCAGAUGCAGGGCAGUCUGAAGGUGCAGCUUUUAGAAGAAAAUGGAGUUUGUGGGUUGGAAUAGCAGGACUAUUUAUCAGCAAUUAUUUGGUGGAAUCCCAACUAAUUUCGAUGAAAUGAAGCAAAUAAAUUUGUUCCUCUCUGAUUUUGGUCCACAAUUUGUCUUCUAUGUGAGAAAGGAUAAAAGUAAAAAUGUGAGCGUUUUGAGUGUUCAGAAUUUGAAAAAGAAAAUACUACUUACUACUCAAUUUAUUUGUAAA